UGCUACUACAGAUAUCUCAGAUAAAGCUUCUUCUGCAAAGACGUUCAGAAGAAAUUUUAAUUAUUACCAAAAGAUCACAACAAAAUCAAUCUGUGUAAAGAAAUUAAAAGUGUAACGAAACUUGAUCGUUUAGGAUAUUUGAUUCCAUGACCAGGGUUUAACAUGUUCUUUAUGGCAGGACAUCCCCAUUGUUAAACUACCUUGACAACGGAAAGGAAAGAAAGUGAGGUACGACCUUUGAUCAAAAAAGUAGCGCGUAUUUGGUAACAAUUCUUGCGGAGUUUAACAAGCUCAACAUUGCGGAGUAUAUUGUGAUACAGGGUUAUUGGAGCAGUGAUCUAAAGGAUGCAUGCCACAGUUAUAAUCACGGUGUUGGUAGCAACAGGAAAUCUUAUCUUUGGGACCACGGAGAGUGCCUCUGUAAACGUGACAUUGCCAUCAAGUACAGCAAUAAUGAAUGGCACCAAGAUUGACUUUGUAUUAGAUGCAUUUGAUCCCCCUUCAUCAAGUAGUUUAUAUGAUCAAAUGAAAUUUGGCUAUGAAAAGACAGGCGCAGGAUUUGUCAGCCUCUACAAGUACAAUAAAUUUACAUCUGUUUUUGAUCUUAACUCUCCGACACCAGCAGAAUUGGUUGGGAGGUUGACCACCUCUAUGGCUGGAAGUAAACCUAUGAUAUCAGUUUCUCCUAUAUUGUUCACAGACGAAAAUUAUCAGUUUUAUUUUGAGCUGGACUUUUACAAAACUGGAGGUGUCUCAGCCAAGGUUUUGAGCCAGAAGUAUUUGCUGCAAAAUGUGUACUCUUUGCCGACAUUUAACGAUGCAGAAUCGAUGCAAGCUUCAAUUACUUUAACUGAAGGAAGUACCUCUUCAAUACAAUGCGUUGUGAGCAGUCGACCUGUUUCAACUGUGACGUGGUCAUACAACAAUGCAACGAUCAAUGCAACUCAGUCAUCAACGACUUCAACUAGUGGCAGUAUCAUUAAAGCGACGAGCGUGUUAAGGAUUAGAAAUCCAUCUUUGUUACUUAAUCGUGAAAAAGUAACUUGCUUUGCAUCACAUCAGUUCUCUGCUGCUGUGAAUCGCACAACGAUCAUCAAUGUUCAAUACCGUCCAAAGAACACUUCGUUUUCUGUGAUACCAGCUACGCCAAAACUAAACCAAAACAUAACACUGACAUGCAGUGCAAUUGGCAAACCAAAUGUCACAAAAUACAGAUUCUACAUCAGCGAUACGUCUAUUGGAAAUUCAAACAGUGGGUCAUUGACUGUAAAUGCUAGUGACUGCACCAGGUAUAAUGGGAAUUACAAGUGUGUUCCUGAAAGUAGUAUAGGAGAUGGAGAAGUUAAGACCCAAUCCGUUGUUGUGACAGAUGAUAUCAAAGUCAGCUCAAGAAGAUCAGCGCUAAUAGCCAUAGAAACACAAAAUGUUACGCUCACGUGUGAUGUGUCCGGGUGUCCUUUGCCCACCAUAAUAUGGCAGAAAUAUGGAAAUCCGUUAAACAGAUCUGGUAGCAGUUUGCAGUUGAGCAGUGUCAGUAAAUCAGACAGUGGGCAGUAUUCUUGUCACGCGGAAAAUGGAUACACGAAUGCGUCUGCACAAAUUCAAGUCACUGUUAAUUAUAAACCAAUGUCCACAACUUUCACAGCAUCGAUCGCCAAACCAACAGAAGGAUCAGCAGUGACUUUCAACUGCAGAACCGAUUCCUUGCGAACGGCAAAAUACAGGUUCUAUCGUGUUGAUGAUAGCGGGGAUGUGUUAGUGAGCAGCUCUGGUUCAGAGAAAAGUGGGGUGUACACAGUAUCAAGUGUCAGUUACAGUGGUGCAUACAAUGUCACUUACAAAUGUGUUCCAUACAACCUUCUGGGAAAUGGUGUGGCUGCAAAUACCACAAUCGAAAUUCAGGUUCGACCUCGAAUUAUGGUAUCAGCAAUACCUAGUGCAGUGAAUGAGACACAAACUGCUGUUAUCCAAUGCAAGGUCUUAGCUGCCAACCCUGUUCCGUCUCUCGCCAUCACAAAUGCCAAUGGCCUUUCCAUUACCCACACAAACGGAGAUGUAACAUUAAGUAGUGUCACGGCUGAUCAAGCUGGAAUGUACAAGUGCACAGCCAGCAACGGAAUUGGGCAACCAGUCACUGGAAAUACCACGUUGACUGUCAAUCACAUACCAGACAAGAUCAACCUUACAUCUUCCAACAACAAACCUGUCAAUGGUUUGUCUGUCACGUUAGCUUGCUCUGCUCGUGGAACCCCUAAACCUCAGUACAGGUUUUACAAUGGUCUCACCAACUCAAUUGUCCAGGACUCUUCCAGUGGAACUUACGUCACAGGUCUUCUGAACUAUGAAGCUGUAAGAGAUUAUCGCGCAAUUUUUCGAUGUGUACCUCACAAUAUGAUGGGAAAUGGAAAUACAACUUCGAUAGCUCUUGAUAUUCAAGUGCCACCAAAGAUUAUUUCCUUUUCAAUUACUCCACAAAAUGUAAAUGAAACUGGAAAUGCAGACAUAGCUUGCGUUGUUGCUGCUGCUGCUAAUCCAACUCCAACGGUAACACUUUUGCGCCCAACCAACGAAACAAUACAGUUAAGAAAAGAUAGCAUUCUUAUCUUUGAAAAAUUGACUCGCAAUGAUGCCGGCAUUUAUUCGUGUAGUGCAAGCAACGGUGUGCCUGGAUCACCGGUUACAAAGACUGCUGCUCUUUCUGUCAAUCACAUACCAGACAAGAUCAACCUUACAUCUUCUAACAACAAACCUGUCAAUGGUUCGUCUGUCACGUUAAUUUGCUCUGCUCGUGGAACCCCUAAACCUCAGUACAGGUUUUAUAAUGGUCUUACCAACUCAAUUGUCCAGGACUCUUCCAGUGGGACAUACAUCACAGGUCCUCUGAACUACAAAAUUGUAACAAAUUACAGCGCAAUUUUUCGAUGUGUACCUCACAAUAUGAUGGGAAAUGGAAAUACAACUUCGAUAGCUCUUGAUAUUCAAGUGCCACCAAAGAUUUCCCUUUCAAUUACUCCGCAAACUGUCAAUGAAACUGGUAAUGCCAACAUUGCCUGUGUUGUUGUUGCUGCUAAUCCAACUCCAGUUAUAACGAUCUUGAAUCCCAUGCACCGAACAGUAUCGCACACAAAUGGCGCCGCUGCUCUUACCAAUUUGUCUCGCAAUGAUGCCGGAAUUUAUUCGUGUAGUGCAAGCAACAGUGUGCCUGGGUCCCCGGUUACAAAGACUGCUACUCUUUUCGUCAAUCACCGACCAGACAAUGUCAGAAUAAAAGCAUCAAGUCUGAGGCUAUUAAAUGGUUCAGCCGUUACAUACACGUGUUCUGCACGUGCCAAUCCGCCUGCAAGAUACAGGUUCUACAAAGUGACUGGAUCAACUGUAAAACUUGUCCAGGACUCCGCUUUUGCCGUGUACUGGAUCAAAAAGAUCAAUUAUGCAGAUUACAUUGGAUUUGAAGCAACUGUAAAAUGCAUCCCAUACAAUUCCUUUGGGGAUGGUCCAAGCAGGAAUGCAACAGUGUAUAUUCAAGUGAACCCACUAAUAAGUGUACCAUCUUCACUUACUGUUAAUGAAGGCAAAAAUGUCACCUUAAAUUGCACUGUGGUGGUAGCCAAUCCUGCGCCUGCAAUAACUUGGAAAGGCCCAGCAAACAAUGUCUUAUCACACACCAAUGGAGUACUUUUUAUGCCAUCAGUCAGUAGGAGCCAGAAUGGAACAUACACAUGCCAAGCUUCAAACGGUCAUGGAAUGCCUGCUACCAAGACGUCCUCUCUAUUUGUGCACUAUGGAUCCGAGUUCACGAGCAACAGCUCUAGCAUAACUGCUUGCAGGCCACAAAGACCUAUCAUUAGAUGCGUUGCAGAUGGCUUUCCUGUACCAACAGUUAGAUUAAUGUUUUCAAAUACUGAGAAGGCAAGAGGACAUGGACAAGUUACUCAUGUAAUAACUGACUUGGCAGACAGUACCUUCGGAGUAUACACAUGCUUGGCAAACAAUACCGUCAAGGAAGUGAACAUAACUAGAACCUUGGUUAAAAAAGAUGCUCCUGAUCCCGUAACAAAUGUUGGCCUAAAAUCAACUACGUACAGCAUCGAAGUAGCAUGGCGCUUGCCCGUGUGCAAAGGAGUGCGAGGAAUAAAAGCAAUCAGGGUAAAAUACAAAAAGAUUGGCGUCUCAAACUGGGAAGCAAAGAACGAAACAAAAAGUACCAGCAAGGCCAUUAUUGCUAAACUAGAUAGUGACACAGAAUAUGAAGUGCAAGUGUUUAUUGUUGAUGGAAAUGACGAAGAGCAUCCCAGCCUCCGGUUUUCAAAAAGAACAGGUAAUGUUUCGGGAUAUCUAUUGUGUAUUUGCUGUUUCCAACUUUGUUGUUCAUGCUUCCUGAGAAUUUCUACUUACCAUUCUUCGAAACUUUAUUGAGAUAUUUUGAUAAAAUUAUUUUGUAUCUUAUUGUUGGAAAUGUUGCUUCUUUAUCUGAUACCUAAUAAAACCUGCAUUUUCUCAUGAUACAUGAAACUUAACUGUAUUCCGUGUAUUAUUUUGUUGCACGGUAUUUUACUGAGAUUGAUGAUAUUCUUGAUGUAACAGAACUUUGAAUAAUAUUACAGUAUUUCACUUGAUAUUCUUCAUUUUACUCCUUUUGAUUCAAUCUCACUUCUCACACGAUAUUGUUGUCAUACACAUUUGAUAUUUUACAAUGUUAAGUGAUAUUGUCCUGUUUUACUAGCUAUCAUGAUAUAUGACAUUCUGUUUUGAUAUUGCUAAAUGACACUUCAUUGAUUUUUAUGACAUUUAUCAUGUCUGAUGAUACCAUAUAGUAUUAUAUGUUGGUUUAUUGAUAUACGUUUAUCAUAAUGUUGUGAUGUGCUACGAUCAGAUAUUUUACCUUUGUUCUUGAUAUUUCACAAUAUUGGCCGAUAUUGGAUUAUUUUGCAUGAUAUCAUAUUAUUUAUCUUGAUGCUUCACAUUUGUAUGACGCUAAGAUAUGUUUAACUAUAACUAUAGUGUGCUUUGCUUAAUGCUUCGUUUCAUAUUAUUCAUUAUACGCUGCUCAAUCUUCGCUUUAUGGCCCUAUUAGGUGUUUUUAAUUGAUGUUCGUCUUUCUACAUAAUUUCAUUUUGUUUUUUCUAUGUUAUUUCGAUAUUUUACAUUACACAGUAGAAUAUUUUCUUGCACAAUAUUCCACUAUCAUGUAUGACACAAUUACAUUUAGUUCAAUGAUACUUCGCUUUUGUUCAUGAUAUCAUAUUUAUUGCAUAUGGUUAAUUUUUACUGUGUUACAUUACGAUUUCUAAGUUGUAUGUUACUAUUCUGUGCUACAUGUAUCAAUAAUCACUAUUAUAUUAAAUUGUAUCAAUAAUCACUAUGCCUUGAUGAAAAUUGAUAGUACUUUUUGUUAUAGUGACAGAGCAGCGAUAAUUUGGUUGUAGAACAACACGGCUACAACUCUCUGAGCUUCAUGCCUAACGUGGCCAUUAGGUAGAUUGGUUACAUGUGAUGGCUGCAUGUCUCUAUACACAGUGUAUUUUACUAUGUUCAACGAUUUUCUUUAUUAUGCAGUAUCGAUUAUGACAUUAUGACGCGUUAGCCUUCUUUAUUUACUAUAAUUAAGACCGAAAUAAAGUAUUCAAAACGAACGGAAAGGGGCAAAAAGUGACUUGAUACACGUUGUGAAAAGGUCUAGAAUUGAUAUUUGACAAAUUUAGGGGUAAUGCUUCUCUUAUCUUAAAUUUGGUCCUAAUACUGCAUAUGAUAUUGUACCUGACGUUAUAGCGUGAUACAGCUGCAUGCCGCUAACCUUGCAUGCAGCAAGGGUUUUGUAAAAAUUAUCAGUAUGGACUAGCCAUUACAUUUCAAUAUUAAACUAUUCUAUUUAUGUAAAAUAUUUGCACUUUGUUUUUUUUUAAUCUGCUAGCCAAAGAUUUGCAGUAAUAGCGCUAUUGAAGUAGCCUAAAGUAACCGAAUGAAAAUUAUUAUUCAUUAUUAUUCAUUAAAUCGUAUGAAUGUUUUUUUGUCCGAAGAAGGCACAUCAAGCAUGACGUCAGAGACAAAUAGUCUAGCUUCCAGUUGUCUACGUCCGAUUUAACUUUAUACGAUUUUCCCAAAUACAGCAGAGCCCAAAGUUCUACUGAAACUAUAAGAUUUCCCCCUCCCAGAUGACACGGAUCUACAAUUUGGUGAAAAAAGGCAAUGGUAUGCAAAAGCUAUGUUUAAAAGUGAUGGUUGACUACACAAAUUGUUAUGUAGCCAGGUGCAUGGUUAUCAGAUGCCAGUGCAUGAUGUCACAGGAAUUUAGAGCCGAGCCUCCUAUGUUUUAUCGCUGAUUGACUCCUUCAUCUGCUGUUCAUCACCGCCAUCUCCUGACUUGAUUGGCAAAGAGGAUUCUUAAUCUAACUGUCAGUUAAUGACUCGUUUUUCAUGCAUUGUUGUAUUCAAUAACGAUCUACUCAAUAAACGGGGUUGGGUUUUCCCCAAAAAUAUCAGAUAGUCUAUCGUAAAUAUUGGCAUAUAUUGGCAAUAGUUCAUCGCCAUAAUUUUACCAAGUCAUAUUUUGCUUUAAAUUUUUAAAGACAUUUUCGAUAGCCAUUCUUAAUUCUUGUGUAUUUUGCCUGGUUCCAGCUUGAUUUGAUUGCAAUAAUUGCAUCGAGAAUGCUCCCUUUAAAAAACGUUGGCAUCUUCAGUAGCUUCCAAAUAACGGGACCGCCAGCACCACCAGGCAGAAUUGAGUGAUAAUGCAGCUUCCAGUUCACUAUGACACUUGCAUCUAAAUAGGCUGUGUUAUGCUUGUCCUAUUAGAUUGCAAGAUAACCAGUCAAUAGACAAGUUAGUUAAGCGUGUUGUACGUCAAAUGUUUACUUAAGCAAAUCAUUUAACAAAGAAUUUUUCAUUUACAAAGAAAAAACAAUUAACAUAUCUUUGUGAUGGGUAUAAAAAACAGAAACAUUACACGUCAAGAUCUUAUGUCAUAUAUUAAAAGUUUUUAUUUUCAGAUACACAUCGCAAAUAUCUACUGAAUUCAAAGUAUAGGUUCCGAAUCUUUGAUUGGUUGAGAGACUAAAUUCUCAAUACCAUGUUGACCAAUCAGAAUUCAAGAAUAUGACAACAAACAUGCCACGCAGCUAGAAUCAGGCCUAUUUCGCAC
Messenger RNA from Rhopilema esculentum, 7138 nucleotides. Lineage: Eukaryota; Metazoa; Cnidaria; Scyphozoa; Rhizostomeae; Rhizostomatidae. The record is from RefSeq and is a predicted model, not a curated record.